Molecule: messenger RNA, 2267 nt
Organism: Oryza sativa Japonica Group (Japanese rice)
Lineage: Eukaryota; Viridiplantae; Streptophyta; Magnoliopsida; Poales; Poaceae
Product: M phase phosphoprotein 10
Biological process (GO): rRNA processing
Cellular component (GO): nucleus; small-subunit processome; Mpp10 complex
Source: RefSeq, a predicted model, not a curated record
CCUCCGCCUCCGGUCUCCCCUCUCCUCACACGCUCCGGCUCCGACGGACGAUUCCCACCCAGUAAUGGCGAUGGAUUUGGACGAGCCGCUCGACGCGGAGAAGGGCGAGGCGGCGCUGCGGCGGCUGCGCGACGCCGACCCGGCCCUCUACCUCUCCCCCUCCGCCGACCUCGCCGCCGCCGCCCGUGAGGCCUCCAAGCACCUCUACGCCUCGCUCGUCCCCUUCUCCCCCGCGCAGCCGCCCCCGCUCUCCAACCUCCUCGCAGGCCCCGCCUUCGACGCCGAGCAGAUUUGGUCCCAGAUUGAGCUGCUCUCCCGCCCCCUCAUCCCCCACCUGCGCCGCCAGCUCCGCCGCCUCGAGAAGCAACCCCCGUCUCAGCCGCCGCCUCGUACGGAAUCGAAGUCCGCUGAUGCCGAAGAGAAGUCAGAGGAGGAGGACGAGGAGGAUGGUGAAGGUGACGAAGAAUUGGAGGAGUUGGACGAUGUAGAUGAUGAAGAGGAGUCAGAGGAGGAGGAAGAGGAAGAGGAAGAAGACAAAGAAGGAUUGGAGGAUAAAGCAGGGAAUCAAGUGGAGGACGAGUUCUUCAAGAUAAAGGAUCUCGAUAAGUUCAUGGUAAAGGGGGAGGAGGCGGAAUAUGGUGGGGGUGCCAAGCAAGGGAAGAAGAAGAAGAAAACAGAGAACUGGAUGGAAGAAGAUAGUGAUGAGGAGGAAGAGGAGGACCUUGAUGAGGAUGAGGACAAUGAGGAUGAAGAAGAUGACGAUGAACACUUGGACUUGGAAGACUUUGACGAUGAAGAAGAAGAAGAAGAGGGUGCAGUUGGAGAUAUAAUGUAUAAGGAUUUUUUUGAGGAAGCUGAUGACCAAAAAGUAAGGAAGAAAGGUGGCUCCAAGAAAGUUCAAUUCAAGGAUGAACCAGAUGAACCAGAAGUUGAUGACAAAAAUGAUGAUGGAAAUGAUGAACAGGGUUUGUCAACUCACGAGAAGGCGCGCCUGAAGAUGCAUGCUAAAAUAGAGGAAAUGGAGAAAGCUAAUCUUGAACCUAGUAUGUGGACCAUGCAGGGAGAGGUUAAUGCUUCCAGCAGACCCAAAAACAGUGCUCUAGAAGUGGACCUUGAUUUUGAGCACAAUGUAAGACCUGCCCCAGUAAUCACUGAGGAAGUCACUGCUUCUCUUGAAGAGAUGAUAAAGAAAAGAAUAAUAGAGGGUCAUUUUGACGAUGUUGAAAAGCCUUCUCCCUUGCAAUUUAAAUCCCCAAAGGAACAAAAGGAUCUGGACGAAAGUAAGAGCAAGAAGGGUCUUGCUGAACUAUAUGAGGACGAUUAUGCGCAAAAGGCUGGCCUUGCACCUGCACCACUUUCUAUUUCAGAUGAACUUAAGAACGAGGCAAAUACCUUAUUUAAGAGAAUAUGCUUGAAGUUGGAUGCACUAUCUCAUUUCCACUUUGCUCCAAAGCCGGUCAUUGAAGAUAUGUCUAUACAAGCAAAUGUACCAGCUCUAGCAAUGGAGGAGAUUGCACCUGUAGCUGUUUCAGAUGCUGCAAUGCUUGCUCCUGAAGAAAUUUUUGAAGGAAAAGGUGAUGUUAAAGAAGAAGCAGAACUUACACAAGCUGAGCGCAGAAGAAGAAGAGCUAACAAGAAAAGGAGAUAUGCAGGAUCGCAUAAGGAGAGGCCAGCCAAGAUGCAGAAAGAUUAACUCAAUACUGGGGAAACGCUUACAUUAUGAACAAGUAGUCAGCCAUUUUUACUGUUCAGCAUUACCUCCUGACCCAAGGAUCCAUUCAUGAUGAGUAUUGUGCAAAUGGCAACGCAGCAUUGACAGACAUGGAGGCAGAGAGCAGGCUAGGAAAGGUAGGGUGAAGGGUUGGGCUCCAAUGCUUUUGAUCACAGGAUCUGUACUCUGGUGGCACAACAGACAGACAGCUGUUCCAGGUCAAAGACCCUGACGUAACCCAUCUCCCGUCCCACAAGAAAAGGCGAGCGAACGUAUUGGAAUGUGGGAUGGGUAAAAGAAAUCUUUUGUUUCUUGUUACACUAGUCGUAGUAGUAGUGUAGUAAUGCAAUUUUACAAUAUCAUUUUUUACACUAUAGAGUAUCAAUGGAGUGCAUGUAUUCAGAGGCAUAUGUUCUGUUUUUGAUACGUUAGGGCAUUGGUUUGCAGAUGUCUGAAAUUUGCGUGCGGUGUAUUAGUAUCAUUUUGAUCCUUUGCUUUUUUUGCCACAUUGAGGGAUUAGAUUGAUCUAAUAAAGGUGAUGCAGCUAUAGACUAUA